This is a messenger RNA of Geodia barretti, 979 nucleotides long. The record is from the annotation of a GenBank genome assembly. Lineage: Eukaryota; Metazoa; Porifera; Demospongiae; Tetractinellida; Geodiidae.
UGCACCAGACUUAGCUAACUUGAGGGAGGAAGAGACAAGUGAUCCGUGGGUUGAAACCGAUCCGUCUCUCGCGCCCUAGUUUCGCUGCAUUAUCGUCAUCUUCGGAUCUUAGACCGCAUGGCCCAUCAUAACCGGCGCGGCGGGAGCGGGCGUGAGUCGUCGUCUAGCCGCGGCGCACCGGUGAACGAGGUGGCGGAGCAGGUCCUGCUCACCAACUACAAGGCCCUGGAGCUGUACAUGAACGAGUGUCACACCAUACGACGGGAGUCGGGCGUGUACGAACCUCCAGACGUGCUGGACUCGCCACAGUCGCAGGAGCAGCACCGUCAGUCGGAUCGUCGGCAUGCGUCGCCGGGGGACAGCGCUAGGGGGACGGAUCACGAGAGCAGUGAAGAAGAAGAGAACGAGAUAUUCCUCAAUGCCGUUGGAUUUGGUAACGUGAUCGACGACGUACAACGACAAGUGGACAGUGGAGUAAACAGUGACGACAGUGGAGAGCUAGACACCCACGUGGAAGGUCUUCCGCCAUCGCACGCCCUCCUCAUCAAGAAACGAGUCCACACCUAUCGCUCCACUCUCCGACACAAACAACACCAGAAGGGGGAGGGGUCGUCGACGAGAGGCGACGUGAGAGACUUGUUUCCCGGGAAGAACGGUCGGGAAUCGACCAAUCACGUCGCAGUCGGCAGCGGCCACGGCACGAGCAAUCACAGUCACAGCUACAAGUUGAUAAACGUUCCUCCUCCCAUUCCGAAACGUCGCUCUACACCUCCUCCCUGCCUCCCAUCCCAAACACAAGAGUCCCUCCCCACCUCCUCCGUCUUCAGAUCCUGCCCACUCACAUUCCUCCAUUGCCAUGCCGACCCUCUCGUUUUUGUGUGCCGCGCCUCUACCCUGAACACACCUACCUCUCACUGACAGGUCAUGUACCACACUCAUUUUUUCAGCUGUCUCACAACCCUGGUUAUUGCACCGUCAA